UUCACCGGUGUAACUUAUCAUCGAAGAGUAUGGCGGCAGCAGAAGCCUCCUCCUCCCUCAAUCCGCGGCGUCCCGACCUGCGCCGCCGGCAGCGCCGCCUCGUAUUCGACCGCCGCUACGGAUGGAUUUUCGAUGAAUGGACGGACCCGGCCGUCGCCGCCCUCUUCGGUGGCAGGGGAAUGUUCUGCAUACUCCCGAUGGCGCAUUCCCUGAUGAGCGCGGCUGCAUCUUCGGUUGACUAUGCAGCAGAUUCAGUUAGGGCAGCUCUUAAACGGCCUGACAUUUUCUCCCCACUGGCAUAUCUCCCUCACCUGCAAUUGCACAGGAAGCAACAAACUUGAUUGUACGGACUUGAGCAAUCUGGAGUCGUAGCUGACGCCAAGUUAAUACCAUGUAGAACUCUUUGUGCCUCGGAGGAUCGCAUUUUGGCGGCAAGGUAGUCUAGUACUCUGUAAACUGAGUAUGGAAAAAAGUGCACAAGUCAGUUCUGUCGGCUGAAACAUGCGUGGCUUCCUAACAAUGUCCUAAAGAUAGCUUGGUCAAAAUCUUGAAAUGCUAGCCAGAUUUGGCCCUGUCUUAUGCAAUUGGGUUUGUAUUA
Hordeum vulgare subsp. vulgare (domesticated barley) is the source of this 598-nucleotide messenger RNA. RefSeq lists its product as uncharacterized. Lineage: Eukaryota; Viridiplantae; Streptophyta; Magnoliopsida; Poales; Poaceae. Bases 30 to 341 code for a protein of 103 amino acids. The transcript has 4 exons. The record is from RefSeq and is a predicted model, not a curated record.